Messenger RNA from Morchella importuna, 615 nucleotides. RefSeq lists its product as uncharacterized. Lineage: Eukaryota; Fungi; Ascomycota; Pezizomycetes; Pezizales; Morchellaceae. The transcript is spliced from 6 exons. The coding region runs from base 1 to 615 and encodes 204 amino acids. The record is from RefSeq and is a predicted model, not a curated record.
AUGGACAUUGGGAAGUUCCAGGGUGCGACAUGGAUGCUGGGAGCGGGUGCUGGUGCGAUUCGGGUGCUGGGAACGGGUGAUGGUGCUGGGAGCGGGUGGUGGGGUGAUGCGGGUCCUGGGGGUAACGCGGGUACUGUUUGCUGGUUCAGAGAAGAUAAAAAGCCAAAUAUUCAGCUUCUACAAAUCCGAUCCACAAAAAUGCCUCCUAUCCGAUCCAAAAGAAUACCACCCCCCAAAGCAUACAAAAAGGCCAUCAAUGAAAUUGCUAUCUAUAUAACUAGCAAACCCUCUCUUCUGCAGAAAAUCAGAGAUAAUAAUAUUGAUUCUCUUGUUUCUUCUAUUAAGAGAGAGUACUGUAAUGUUGCCGAUGGAGUUAACGAUGGUAUUUUCAAUGAUCUUGCUGCCUUCCUCAACCACCCCAAACAAAUGAAGGAGCCGAGUAGCUAUGCAGAGCUGAGAGCAGCGAUGAAGCAGAGGAAGGAGGAGAAGGAAAGAAUUAAAAGAAUUAGAAGAACUAAGGCUUCAUCUGUGGAGGAGUGUAACCUUAAAGAGUAUUGUGGGCGCUCAGAUGGUGCUGAAAAGGAAACAAGUUCAAUUACAAAGGAUUUUCGGUAA